Molecule: messenger RNA, 1899 nt
Organism: Cladophialophora carrionii CBS 160.54
Lineage: Eukaryota; Fungi; Ascomycota; Eurotiomycetes; Chaetothyriales; Herpotrichiellaceae
Exons: 1
Coding region: 1-1899 (632 amino acids)
Molecular function (GO): FAD binding
Source: RefSeq, a predicted model, not a curated record
AUGGGGCCAUCAACUGAGGCAGACGUCGACGUCGACGUCGACGCGCUCAUCGUGGGCGCCGGUCCUGUCGGGCUGAAUCUCGCGUACCAGCUGCGCCGGUUCUCUUCGCCACCAAUCUCGCCCAACGCGGACUCACGACCGAUCUCAGUCCACAUCAUCGAAGCCCAUCCGAAGCCCGUGCAGGAGAGUUUCGGGCGAGCCGUGACCUUCUGGCCUCGGUCUAUGGAAAUUCUCUCACAGAUGGGUCUGGCCGACCAGAUUACACAACAAUGUGUUGCCGUGCGCUCAUCUGCCGCCUACAAUACCAAGGGCGAAGAGGUGUUUGGUCGAGGAUGGAGUUUCCUCGAGGGAAUCGAAGACACGAGGUUCAAAUUCGCGAGUGUGCUGAGACAGAAAUUCGUCGAGGAUAUCUUUCGAGCCGAGCUGGCCAAGCUGGGAGUCAAAGUGAGCGAGAUGUGCAAGUUUGUGGGUUUGACCGUCGACGAGAGUGUGGAAGUCGGUGGCAAAGGGAGGGUCAAGGCGAAGGUGCUUGACAGCAGUGCCGGCGCCGGCAAGGAGAGGGAGUAUACGGUCAAAUGUCGGUACCUGAUCGGCUGUGAUGGGUCAAGGACGUUGGUUCGAGGAGCAGCCGGGAUCGAGUCGGAUGGAGAUCGCACAGAGGACAAGUGGGUCAGGAUCGACGGGGUGUUGAAGAGCACCACGAUGCCGAAACCGAGAUCCUACGGCGCCAUUGAGAGUCCGUUGUACGGGAAUGUGCUCUGGAUCCCCCUCGAUCACGGCGCCACCAGGAUUGGAUUUGCUUUGAACGAGGAGAGGAGGAAACUGUAUGGGGAACUGGAUCAGGCAGUGUUUAUCCAGGAAGCGAAGCUCUCGGUCAAGCCAUUCGAUAUUGAAUAUGAGCGGGUGGACUGGGCAAGCGUCUACAGUGUCGGCCAGCGUGUCGCGAGGAAGUUCUGGGCAAAAGAGUCGGUAUUCCUUGCUGGCGAUGCAGCGCACAGUCACAGCUCAGGCGCCGGACAGGGCAUGAAUGCUGGCAUGCAUGAUGCUGUAAAUCUGGGUUGGAAGCUUGCCCUUGUGUUGACAGGAGUGCUAAAGCGGGAAGUCCUCGAGACUUACGAUCUGGAAAGGCAACCCAACGCCAAGAAGCUCAUCAAGUAUGAUGAAGACAUCAGCGUUCUUGUCUCGGGCAGGCUGCCGAAGGAUUGGCAUGGAGAUCGAACAGAAGAUCCGAAUGUCGUCCUGGGGAGGAUACUUCAAGAGGCGAAGGGUUUCAACACCGGCUUGACAAUCGGGUUCGAGCCGAAUGUCGCAGUCAUGAGAGAUGAUAGCGGCGAUGAUGCAAGUCUCGUGGCCAAGAGAUCGAUCAUCCCGGCUCCAGCCAUCGCAGGUUAUCGAGCGCCAGAUAUCCAAGUGUUGACCCCAGCACUAUGGGAACACGCCUGGCUGCAUACGCUCAUGACGAACUAUGCAAGGUUCUAUAUCCUCGUCUUCAUGGGCCGAUCAAAGGCAGCGAAAGAAGCUUUUGCGAAGAUGAAGCAAGAUGUGCAGGAAAAUGCUCAUCUGAAGCCUGAGAGGGUUCCGGGGACGGCAGCAACUUCGAACGGUGUUCAUGUCAAUGGAUCGUCAAGCUCACAGGCUCACAAAUGGCCGGUGGACUUCCUGACCAUCCUCCCCGAGAAAGUCGGCAAUGCCUGGUUCGAGCUGGGGACUGAUCCUUUGGGUAAGGUCUAUUACGACGUGGAUGGCGGCGCUGCAUAUAAGAGGUACGGCGUCGAUGUCGAUUCAGGGGCUGUCUUCGUGGUAAGGCCGGACGGAUGGAUUGGUGCUCGUGUGGCACUGGAGUCCAGGAGCCUCGUUAAGGACAUCGACGCGUACCUUGGCGGACUGCUCCGUCGGUAG